Messenger RNA from Podospora pseudopauciseta, 1422 nucleotides. RefSeq lists its product as uncharacterized. Bases 1 to 1422 code for a protein of 473 amino acids. The record is from RefSeq and is a predicted model, not a curated record. Gene Ontology annotation, cellular component: cytoplasm. NCBI's taxonomy places the organism in Eukaryota, Fungi, Ascomycota, Sordariomycetes, Sordariales, Podosporaceae. The transcript has 4 exons. Gene Ontology annotation, biological process: L-phenylalanine catabolic process. Gene Ontology annotation, molecular function: homogentisate 1,2-dioxygenase activity.
AUGGCCUUCCAACAAUUUCCAACAUGGCCAGAAACCGCGGCGGAUUCCGAAGACCCCUACAGAUAUCAGGUUGGAUUUGGAAACCACCAUUCCACAGAAGCAAUACCGGGUGCCCUUCCUCCACACGGUACCAACCUCCCCCAGAAAAGCAGAUAUGGACUCUACGCUGAGCUUCUGAACGGCACCUCUUUCAUGUCAACAAAAAGCACAGCUGCCAACGUAUGGAUGUACCGUGGAAAGCCAGCAGCAGCCCGUCACCCGCCAUCACAGGUGGAAGAGAUUCUCCAUCUGGAGUCAUGCUUUCUACCCACGAACUCGAAUGUCGCCUUCACGCCGCUUCCAUAUACGUGGGGUCCUCUAAAAAGCAAUGAAUCGUCGAACUCGGCCACGAACCGCAGGGUCACCUUUGUUCAAGGCUUGAGAACUAUGGGGGGCCAUGGUGACGCCACGCUCAAAGAGGGUCUGGCAGUUCAUCAGUACGAGUUCAACAUGAAUAUGGAGCGUGAGGCCUUUGUUAACCACGACGGCGAGCUUCUGGUUGUACCACAACAAGGGACACUGAAUGUCAAGACCGAGCUGGGCAGCCUCUUGGUCAAGCCCGGCUCCAUUGUGGUCCUGCCUGCAGGAAUUCGAUUUUCGGUCGAAAUCUUCCGUCCAGCCGGGGAUCAGUGGUCAGAAAUCAAAGCCUCCGGCUACGCGUUGGAGGUUUUUGGGACUCGAUACGCAUUACCCGAUCUGGGUGUGUUGGGCGCAAACGGCCUGGCGCAUGAUCGAGACUUUGAAUAUCCAGUCGCACGGUUUGACCUCGACCCGGACGAGGACACCAGUUCAUUUUGUGUCACCGUCAAGUUGGCCGGAAGACUGUUCUCUUACACACAGCCACACACGCCGUUUGACGUGGUGGCAUGGCAUGGGAAAUAUGCGCCAUAUCGGUACGACUUGUCACGAUUUUGUCAUUUGACGGCGAACACCGAUCAACUAGAUCCAACCUCGUAUUGUGUCCUGACUGCUCCAAGCAAGUGGCCGGCUGCAAGCUUGGUGGACUUUUGCGUCUUUGGGGACAAGUGGGCAGUCUCUAGGAACACGCUCCGAAUACCCUACUAUCACCGCAACAUCGCUACGGAACUAUGCGGUGUCAUUCAUGGCCAGUACAAAGGCAGUGUCAGGCCACUGGAGGCCGGCGGUUUGAGCUUCGAACAGAGCUACAUGCCUCAUGGGGAGACCUAUGAAGCAUAUACACAAGCUAGUGAGGCCGCCAACGACCCCACGAAGCUCGAAGGGUCUCUGUUUGAACGGCCUGGCAUUUGGGCUUCCGUGCAGAACCACUUUGUCCAUCACCUCAAACACGCAGAUGUAUCAUGGUCGGAUGCCACCGACCAGCACAUCCCGACUCCGCCCAAGAGCCCGAAUGGCCGUGUUUAA